GGGAAGAAAUAAGGGUACAAAAGCUGUCAUUGGGGCGGUACCCUUUGAAAAAAAACGAUACAACAAGGGUUCAUAUUAGGUACAUUGUACAUUAUAACUGAUUUAUUUACUGGCAUCACAUUACAGUUUCCAUCGUAUGGUGUAUUUGUGUGUAUUAUGUAAUAAACGGCAUGCACUUUUGUAUUCAACAUGGAAAGAAAUGUAAAUCGUUACUCACAGUAUAUUAUAAGGUUAGUGUAAGGUGCUGUGAUAAUCCCCCAGAUCUCUUGUUGGACUCAAAAGGUGAUUGUUUGGCCUGUCUCACACCUUUUAAUGAGGCCAUCAGAUUAGCUCUGUCACUUUCUGCGUGUCCAUCCUGAUCCCAUUUUGCUCCUUCACCACUAAUCUCCAUAAGUCAAUUAACUCACAAUAUAAAAACCACCACCGUAAUGCCAAAGUCAAAAGAAGGCAGGCGAAACGUGAAGAACGCUCCAAGCAUGCCUGAUAACAUGGCCGGUCUUCAUGGCUUCGAGGGAGAAAACUACUACAUUCCUUUGAGUAACCGCACGGGGUUGGUGCGUGACCCCUUUCUGUACCCGCAAUACUACCUCGCAGACCCGUGGCAGUUCAGGUGUCUGGCUUUUUAUAUUUUUAUGCUCAUCUGUCUCGGUUUUCCCAUCAAUGGCUUGACUCUCGUGGUCACGGCACAACACAAGAAGCUCCGGCAACCUUUGAACUUCAUCCUGGUAAAUCUUGCGGUUGCGGGGAUGAUCAUGGUCUGCUUCGGCUUUACCAUCACCAUCACUUCAGCCAUGAACGGCUACUUCAUUCUGGGCCCGAUGGCAUGUGCCGUUGAAGGUUUUAUGGCAACACUUGGAGGUGAGGUGGCUCUUUGGUCACUGGUGGUGCUGGCUAUUGAAAGAUACAUCGUAGUCUGUAAGCCCAUGGGGAGCUUCAAAUUCUCAUCAGGACACGCUAUGGGUGGAAUUGCCUUUACCUGGUUUAUGGCAAUGGCUUGUGCUGCUCCACCACUUGUCGGCUGGUCUAGGUACAUUCCCGAGGGCCUGCAGUGCUCAUGUGGGCCAGAUUACUACACACUCAGCCCUAAAUUUAACAACGAGUCCUAUGUCAUCUACAUGUUCGUUGUCCACUUUAUAAUUCCCGUCACCGUCAUCUUUUUCACAUAUGGACGUCUUGUAUGCACAGUGAAGGCGGCCGCAGCGCAGCAGCAAGAUUCAGCUUCCACCCAGAAGGCCGAGAGGGAAGUGACACGUAUGGUCAUCCUGAUGGUAGUGGGCUUCCUGGUGGCCUGGACCCCGUAUGCUAGUGUUGCAGCUUGGAUCUUUUUCAACAAGGGAGCCCCUUUCACAGCCCAGUUCAUGGCCAUUCCUGCCUUUUUCUCCAAGAGUUCCUCCAUCUAUAACCCCGUUAUCUACGUGCUGCUAAAUAAACAGUUUCGCAGCUGCAUGCUAACUACUCUGUUCUGCGGUAAAAACCCCAUGGGCGAUGAGGAAUCUUCAGUGUCCACCAGCAAGACAGAGGUCUCUUCGGUGUCUCCGGCAUAACAACCUCCUGCCCCGCCCAAUCACACUUGGUACCCGUGAAAUUUUUGGAACGUUUGGAACUCCUCAUCUUGCAUGCACUCCCACCUUCUCACUCAAUACAAGAGCACAGUUUGCAAAUGAUUGUGUCCUGGGUAUCGGAUAUUUAUAUUCAUUGCUGUACUACACAAUUCUAAUAGGGGACACUCUUUUGGGGGGUGGGGGUCGAUGCCAAACUGCUAGCCCGAAUCUGCAACACUCGCUGAAUAUUUUCCUGUGUGUGUGGGGUUUUUUUUUUUGUUGUUGUUGAUCUAUUGUGGAUAAACUGAUGCAAAUUUUUGCUGGUUUGUUGAAGGAAUUGUUGCUGUAUAUAUUUUUGUAUGUUAACAAGCAUGUAAA
Messenger RNA from Paramisgurnus dabryanus, 1919 nucleotides. Its product is annotated as green-sensitive opsin-3-like. The record is from RefSeq and is a predicted model, not a curated record. NCBI's taxonomy places the organism in Eukaryota, Metazoa, Chordata, Actinopteri, Cypriniformes, Cobitidae. Gene Ontology annotation, cellular component: membrane. Gene Ontology annotation, biological process: G protein-coupled receptor signaling pathway; phototransduction; visual perception. Gene Ontology annotation, molecular function: G protein-coupled receptor activity.